AUGGCGAGAUAUUGUGGGGAGAACGUGGCGUUUACCCUCGACUUGCAUGACGUGCCUUCAAAAUUGACGCAGCUUAAGGAGGCCGAGGAUUUUCGUCCUAGAAUUUCUUUCGCGUACGACGAUGAAAACGACGUGAGUCGAGCGCAGACCGCCCUAUUGCCUCCAUUUCAUGGUUCUUGCCGUGUUUUGAAGAAUGUCAGCACGAUCGACUUCGACACAUUUAGCGUGUCCGUUGCGGAGGUCGAAGACGAAAAGGGAUUUUUCAUGCACCCCCAGCUGUUACAACAUGGUGAUUUACCUACAGUGACUGGAAUUCUGGAUGGCAACCCGUCUACGACCGAUCAUAAGAUCGCUGAAGAACCCAACAUGAAGGGACACCUUGCGAUGGCAGAGUCGUCGCAACUCCUCCUAAGAUCUGUCGUCAACGUCAAUUCUCCCUCAAGCUCGAAGCAGUAUGAAAGAAAGAUCGCACCUGGGUGCAAAGCAGGAGUGGAUAGGGAAAUUGUGUUGGAACUGAAGUCUUGCUUGCAUUGUUCUGGUUAUGGCCGAGCGGGAAAAAUGAAAGCUGCCGAUAGAAGGGCGAAGUCAAAUUUCGACCCCUUGACAGCUGUCUUGGGACACCCACUCACUGCCAUCGACGUUGGCCUCAGCACAUCCAUCGGUACUGAGGCUGGCCUCACAUCACAAGAACAACCAAUUUUGCUCGAUGUCGUUGCUCUCGUCAAGCUGCUGGGCUCCUUGAACGACAUUGCCGUUCUGGCGGCUAGGCAAGCAGUUUGCCUCGCUUUUCUGGUCUCCUGGUACCUCUUCCGAAGCGCCAUGGUCGGGCUGGUUCUCUCAGGAGUGUCCUGA
Cyclocybe aegerita is the source of this 852-nucleotide messenger RNA. Lineage: Eukaryota; Fungi; Basidiomycota; Agaricomycetes; Agaricales; Hemipholiotaceae. The record is from the annotation of a GenBank genome assembly.